Paramecium sonneborni is the source of this 1127-nucleotide messenger RNA. NCBI's taxonomy places the organism in Eukaryota, Ciliophora, Oligohymenophorea, Peniculida, Parameciidae. The record is from the annotation of a GenBank genome assembly.
AUGAAUUUGGCCAAACCAGAUUUGAAAUGGUACAUUCAAUAGAAAGCCGCUCAGAAUGUAAAAGAGAGACUUUAUGGAUAUCCUAGUUAUUUAAAUUAGUUGUCUGUUCAAAAUUAGAUAAAGUAUAGCAUUCCAACAGAAUUUGUAGGAUGUAUAAAUGAUUAAGAUUAGAAGGAUGUUAUAAAGAUUCUUAAAUUUACACAUUUAAAAGUAUAUGAUUGGAUUAUAUAAAAAUAUAGUGGUUAGCCAAAAAUAAUAGUUUUGCUUUGGGUUAUAAUAAGAUUAAUAAUUAAAAGAGAUAAGGACAUUUGUCAAUAUUUGAUUUAAAUGAUUGGAAAUUGUUUUAUAAGAAAUUUUCGAAUGAUGAAGCAAUGGUGGGAAUUUUAAAUUAGGAGUAUUUAAAUAAAAUAUUUGGAUUGGGUAGUAAUGGAGGGAUUUAUACAAUAGAGAAAGGACAAGGAGGAUUGGAAUAGAGACCUGCAUUAGAGACUAAGAUUAUGUAAAUAACAGAGGGAGCAUUUUCCCCAAAUCAUUAUAAGAUAGCCUUUUCAAGUUAGGAUAAAUUAAUUUAUUUAUAUGAUGUAUAAUCAGAAUAGAAGGAGACAUUGAUUGGACAUGGUAAAGAAGUAUAUACAGUAUAAUGGAAUCCAGAAAAUAGUUUAAUAGUAAGUGGAGCAGAUGAUGAAACAAUUCGUCUUUGGGAUGCUUCAAGUAGAGAUGAAAUCUUAAAUUUAAAAAGACAUAAUUUGGGAGUGAAAAAAAUUAGAUGGAAUCGUAAUGGAACUUAUUUUGUUACGACAGGAAAAGAUAAAUAAACAAUGUUAUUUGAUAUUAGAAAAUUAGAUAUGGAGAUCUUCAAAUUACAUUAAAAUUAAGUAGAUACAAUAUUUUGGCAUCCAAAAUAUUAUAAUAUAUUUCUUACUGGUGAUGCUAAUGGAUCUAUAUCUUGUUAUAAUAUUAAUGCUCCAAUUGAACCUAUGUAUGUUUAACAUGUACCUGAAACCAUUGUUAGUGAUUUAGCUUUAGAUUAUAGUGGUUCAAUGAUGAGUGUGAUUAGAGCUAAAUAAGUAUAACCAGAUUAAAAAAUUAGUAUGGCUGAUCAAAUAUCAAUUUACAAGACUGCAUGA